Messenger RNA from Armigeres subalbatus, 2977 nucleotides. RefSeq names its product integrin beta-nu (gene Itgbn). Lineage: Eukaryota; Metazoa; Arthropoda; Insecta; Diptera; Culicidae. The coding region runs from base 331 to 2709 and encodes 792 amino acids. The record is from RefSeq and is a predicted model, not a curated record. Gene Ontology annotation, cellular component: focal adhesion; cell surface; integrin complex. Gene Ontology annotation, molecular function: integrin binding. Gene Ontology annotation, biological process: cell adhesion mediated by integrin; cell-matrix adhesion; cell migration. The transcript is spliced from 7 exons.
UCUCAGACCAAUAAUGUUUUCUCCUUCCAUUCGACAACCGCUAUUCGACGCCGGCUUGAUAUCCGCUCACCAACACCUUUAAGGAAUGUCGUCAAUUUCCCCUGACCAGAAUGCUAUUUGUUAUCUUAUCAAUUCAAACACGGCCGCAACUGAUAGUGGAUACUAACUGGCCGUAGCUAUCAAUAGGUAGAACCGUCAGUUCUUUUAUUUGGUUAAAUUCAAACGGUUUAAAAUCUGCGACGGCGGUACCGUUGUUCCCGUUGCUCCGAAACUCUUCGAAAUGUUCGUAAUCUCAAGCAAUUUGUGUAGAAUCUAGUCUUACCAUUCAAUAUGAUUUCAAAGUCCCUCGUUCUGAUGUUACUAAUCGCGACUUUUGUCCGAAAUGCACACGGUCAAAGUCAAUCCAGAUGCAUAUUCCAGAAAACGUGCGUAGAAUGUUUGGACGCUGAUCAUUCCUGCGCUUGGUGUACGGAUGAGAGCUACAGUAUGUAUAAGCACCGCUGCAUGGCAUUUGACGAGCUGAUAGCAUCGAACUGCAGCAAAAGUGAGAUUGAGACCAAUGAAAACUUCGGUAAGAUGGAAAUCCUCGAAAACCGCCCACUUCGAGAUUAUGAUCGUGAAAAACUAGAAGCAACCCAGAUUAGUCCGCAGCGCUACAAAAUCCAUCUGGGGAAGUUGGAACCACAUUCAUUUAAAUUCACAUAUAAACCGGCCAUGAACUUCCCGCUAGAUUUGUACUACCUGAUGGACCUUACUUGGUCUAUGAGAGAUGAUCGUGACACAUUAAUCAAUAUGGGCGAUCAAUUGGCGAAAGCACUGGCCAAUCUGACCGAAAACUAUCGGCUGGGUUUUGGGAGCUUCAUCGAUAAACCGAUCAUGCCGUUCAUUCAAACCGAGGCGGAUCGUGUGCAAAACCCCUGCAGCACCGCACGCGACGUGUGUGAGCCAACGUACGGAUUCCGCCAUAGGCUGCAGAUCUCAAAGAAUAUCGAUGGGUUUAUCGAGAAGCUAAAAACUAGUAACGUUUCGGCCAAUUUGGAUAAUCUGGAAGGAGGACUCGAUGCGUUAAUGCAGGUAUUGGUGUGUGAUGAACGAAUAGGGUGGGGUAAGAACACAAGAAAAAUGGUCAUCUUAGCCACGAAUGGAAUGAUGCACAUGGCGGGCGAUGGACUGCUGGCCGGAAUAACCGAGAGGAAUGACAAGAAGUGUCAUUUGUCCGAUCAAGGCGAAUACACUGGAACAUUGAUGUAUGACUAUCCUUCUCUGGAGCAGAUCUAUAGAGUUUUAGCUAAAUCAAAAACUGCCGUGAUUUUCGCUGUUACCGACGAACUUAAGGAACACUACUGGACAAUACGCGAGUUGAUGUCGGAGUUUACCAGCGUAGGGUUACUUCAGGAUGAUUCUUCGAACAUCUUACAGCUAGUUAAUACGGGUUAUAGAGACUUUGUAAGGCGAGUGGAAUUUACGGACAACGCUCCUGACUAUAUCCAGAUCUCCUACAAAACCGAUUGCGGUGGAAUUUACAAGACACCGCAGCCAACGAGUAAAUGCGACAAUAUUGAAAUAGGAAAGGAAUACGAUUUCCUGGUUGAGGUACGUCUGUUAAGAUAUCCAGAUGAAGUAAGCUCAAAUCUAACGGUAAAAAUUGAGGAAGCGUUAAUCAGUAAUGAAGGAGUUGAACUAGAGAUACAAAUCAGGGAAGCUUGCCAGUGUGAGUUGGAAAAGGCACCAAUAGAUGCUAGUGAAAUAUGCUCCGGUCAUGGUAAAUACUCCUGUGGCAUGUGUCGUUGCGAUGCUGGAUGGAUAGGAAACUCAUGCAGUUGUAACUUGCGGAACUUUGAAAGUAGUGCUGAAUUGCUGAAGCAGUGUCAGAUAGAGAGCGAGUUUGAUGAACCUGGACCAAUCUGUUCAGACAGAGGGGAAUGUGCUUGCGGACAAUGUACCUGCAAUCCAGGUUUCAGCGGAGCGCACUGCGAGUGCAAGGAAUGUACCCGAUUAUUUGGCAUGAUCUGUAGCGAUCAUGGGCAAUGCGACUGCGGUUCUUGUGACUGCGAUGAAGGGUGGUCCGGCGAGGAUUGCGAAUGUACUACUGAUCAGAGCACCUGCAAAGCACCACAUAAAGAUCAGAUCUGCUCAGAUCGUGGUGAAUGUGUCUGUGGAAAAUGUGCCUGCAGCGAGUCGUAUUUCGGCCCAUACUGCGAAGUUACCGCUGGAUCAGAAUCGGAACUAUGUUCAUACUAUGAUGAGUGCGUCCGCUGCGAAAUCCACAAAAGGUUCGACCGGAAGUGCGAAUCCAUCGAAGAUCAGUGUAAAGUGAAAUUGGGUCUAUAUAAGGCAGAGUUUAUCGAGUCCUUGAGUGAUCUCUUCAAUUGCACGGCCCGUGUGACAAACGACGAUCUGACUUGUGACUUCAAGUACACAUACAGUCUGGAAGAUCGCCAAACGGUGUUAAAAAUCCUCGAUACACCAUGCAGUCAAGUUAAUGCCAUGGCUGCCUUCUGGGUUGUUGCCGGAAUCACACUAUUGUUGGGUUUGUUGGGACUUAUAGCAUACAAACUCAAAAUCUUGAAUGAUGACCGAAAACUGUACAAACUAUUUGAAGAUGAGCAAAAAAAUCAAACGUCCUAUCAAAUGACGAGUCCUUUGUAUAAGUCUCCCGUCACUGAGUUCAAGGUACCCGAAGAGAUCGCCGACAGCGAGUUGAGGUGAAUUCAUAAGAUACGCAAAAAAAGUUAUUUUCAUAGGUCAAUAACGUGAUCAGGAAAGCAUAACAGAAUACAAACUUUAUUGUUUCAAUGUUUGUUAUUCAUACUAACAUGUAGAAGUAGAAUAAUUAAAUAUUUCGAAAACAGUAUUAGAACAGAUUUUGUUACGUGAUGAAGAAACACACCCAAUACAAAAACAAUUUUGUAAAUGAAACUAGCAAAAUUUAUAUAAAAUUUUGACCAAAUACACAAAUGCUAGAUUCUUUUUCGAA